AAAAUCAUAUUUUGUAUUUUGAUGAAUUAUUUCAUUUGGUGUUUGCUCAUUUGAAUUUUAAUAGUUUAAUUUUUCAAAAUGAAAUAUUUUGUUUUAUUUAUGAUUGUUGCACUUGUUGUGAUGCAAGUGGCUGUGGGUGCCACUGUCGAUAGUCGAAGUUUGUUGUCGGGUCAGCCAUUACUUGCCAAACUAAGCAAUGCGCAUGCCCAAGCAGAAUGUCAUGGAGGACGAAAUGGUCGAGGUAAAGGUAACGGAGGAGGUAACGGUGGAGGUAACGCAGCUGAAACUACUACAGCUGCAGCAACUACAACAGCAGCUGCAGCCACAAAAUAGAAUAUUUUCAGGUUUGAAUUAUGGCUACGAAGUAUUGUUCUACGAAUUUGUAAAAUGCACAUGAUAAUUAGUUCCUUUUAUUAAAGUUAAUUAAAAUAUUAAGAUUU
Messenger RNA from Chrysoperla carnea, 440 nucleotides. RefSeq names its product POU domain, class 3, transcription factor 3-like. Bases 79 to 333 code for a protein of 84 amino acids. NCBI's taxonomy places the organism in Eukaryota, Metazoa, Arthropoda, Insecta, Neuroptera, Chrysopidae. The transcript is spliced from 3 exons. The record is from RefSeq and is a predicted model, not a curated record.